AUGUCUCUUGAUUCGCAAUCUCGCACAGUGGGCAAGCGGAGACAGCAACAACAGAUAGAUGGAGAUGGAGACUCCAUUCCAGGUUCUGAGCGGAAGAGACCGAGGACAUUGCAAGCCUGUCUGCCAUGUCGACGACGAAAAGUCAAAUGCAAUGGUGCGAAACCUCGGUGCCACAACUGUGCUCGAUUUGAUGAUGAAUGCCAGUGGCCGUCAGGGAACGUUUCUUCCGGACAGGUCAAUGUGCCACUUAUGAUUUCGCCAUUGGGAGCGCAUGAGUUUCUCUCGGGAGACCAAGCUUUGUGUUUAUCCAAGGCUUUUUUCUCGUCCCCUCAAUUCUCACUAGUAGGCCACGCUUUUCACAGGCCGACGUUCGAAGGCCGACAAUUCCUGGAACAGCCCCUACUUUUACGAGUAGCCAUCUGUAGUUUGGCGGCCCUACAGCUUGCGGACGAUGAUUUAGAACGGUACUUCAGUAGAGAGGAUGGCCCCGAUGUAUCAAAUCGACUGGCACUCAUUGGCCAGACACUAUCAAGGGAUAGUUCGUUCCACCCAACGGUCGAAAAUAUCUUAGCCAACGCCUUACUGGGAUGGAGAGAACUUAUCGCAGGUAGUGGUAAUUUGGCCUGGCUUUAUACUGGUUUGGCGAUCCGUAUGGCGCAGGUUUUACGACUUGGAAAAGAGUAUCAUCAGCGUCAUCCGGCAGUCGAACGCGAGAGACGGCGCCGGGCAAUGUGGACUGCUUUCAUAUUGGAUCGCUUGGUCUCUUAUGUAAUGGCGCGUCCUCAGGCGAUCGGUGUUCAUAAAUUAAGAAUACAGCUGCCAUGCCCAAACCAUCAUUAUGUUUUUGGCGAGGCAUACAGUGGUCCCAAUAUCCAUCAGCCACUCCUAGGAGAGGUUUCCAAUGAUGAUAUCCUCGCAUAUGUCAUUAGAGUUAUCAAUCUUUGGGGCGGAUGUACAGAUCUAUUUGCAAAUUUGGCUAUUGGAGAAACGAGUUCCUCUGCGCAGUUUGAGAUCGAGUUGAGGCAAAUGGAGCUUACAAUUGAGACCUGGACCGCACAAUUACCUGAUCGUUUACACUGGUCACCUGAGAAUUACGCUUCUCACAAACUUCUUGGAAUAGGGAGUCAAUUUAUACUGCUUCAAAUGCUUAUUCUACAUAUACAAUGCACCACGCAACAUGGAUUUCUGCCCUUCGAGACCCUGUUCGUAUCAGAGAGUGGCAGGGAUUCGGCUGCUGUACAGUCGUGUUUAGCAUACGCUCAGCGCAUCACUGAGAUUGCAACUUUGCUUUUUCAAGGAGACGAUGUCGAUCGUGCGAACCUUACGUCUCCAUUUAGUGGCAUUGCAAUAGCUUGCGCGGCGAAUGUAUGGAUAUGGAGAGUUCACGUGAAUGACAUAUCUCAGAUUGAAGGGGCUGAAACGUCGUCUGAUACUGAUCAGGAAAUAAAGUCAUAUCUUGCAAGUAUUAUUGCCAUUUUGAAAUCAUGGGCAAAAACGUGGAAGCUUGCUCAGUCGUGGCUUGAUGUUAUCGGAAUACUUACUCAAUAUUACGCCACAAUCUACACUGGAAAUUCCGCAAUAAAUUUAGGGGAACAAGAGUUAGGGCAUGAAGGACGAUCCACCGAACAAGAUCCGGAUCAAGAAGUAGAGAUAGGUAGUGGAUUUCCAGAACCUCCCGACUUCCAAGAUCUAUUUAGAAGAAUAUAUUUCUUGAAUGCUGCAGUGGGCGAGUCAUCGACACUCAGGAGACAAUUUGCGCGGUUCCAAAAUCAUAGCUCCUGGACUCAGAUAUGGUUGGGAUCUCUCCUUUCUAGUCAGGCGCUAGAUGAUCAUUUAGCAGGUUUCGACCAAGACGCAGGAUUGCUAUGA
Talaromyces marneffei is the source of this 1869-nucleotide messenger RNA. RefSeq lists its product as uncharacterized. The coding region runs from base 1 to 1869 and encodes 622 amino acids. Gene Ontology annotation, molecular function: DNA binding; DNA-binding transcription factor activity, RNA polymerase II-specific; zinc ion binding. NCBI's taxonomy places the organism in Eukaryota, Fungi, Ascomycota, Eurotiomycetes, Eurotiales, Trichocomaceae. The record is from RefSeq and is a predicted model, not a curated record. The transcript is spliced from 2 exons. Gene Ontology annotation, cellular component: nucleus. Gene Ontology annotation, biological process: regulation of DNA-templated transcription; DNA-templated transcription.